Molecule: messenger RNA, 501 nt
Organism: Daucus carota subsp. sativus
Lineage: Eukaryota; Viridiplantae; Streptophyta; Magnoliopsida; Apiales; Apiaceae
Product: histone H4
Exons: 1
Coding region: 53-364 (103 amino acids)
Biological process (GO): nucleosome assembly
Cellular component (GO): nucleosome
Molecular function (GO): structural constituent of chromatin; DNA binding; protein heterodimerization activity
Source: RefSeq, a predicted model, not a curated record
CGUCUUCAUUAAUCAAUCAAAAUCAUCUCAUUUUAUUUUAGAACACCACAAAAUGUCAGGAAGAGGAAAGGGAGGCAAGGGGUUGGGAAAGGGAGGAGCCAAGCGUCACAGGAAGGUUCUGAGAGACAACAUCCAGGGGAUCACCAAGCCUGCUAUUCGUCGAUUGGCUCGGAGAGGUGGUGUUAAGCGAAUCAGUGGCUUGAUUUACGAGGAGACUCGGGGUGUUCUCAAGAUCUUUCUCGAGAAUGUCAUUCGUGAUGCGGUGACCUACACUGAGCACGCUCGGAGGAAGACUGUUACUGCGAUGGAUGUUGUGUAUGCUCUGAAGAGGCAAGGAAGGACUCUUUAUGGUUUUGGAGGUUAAUUGAGAUUGUUUUUGGUGGAUUCUAGGGUUUUGGAUUCUAUGUGUAGGUAGCAUUUUAGUAGUAUGUGUAAUUUGGAUGUGGGAUUAGGGUUUGUGUAAUUUGGAUUUAAUGAAAUGAAAGUUGAAUUGGCUCUUUA